Messenger RNA from Vitis riparia (riverbank grape), 2394 nucleotides. Its product is annotated as putative receptor protein kinase ZmPK1. Gene Ontology annotation, biological process: recognition of pollen; protein phosphorylation. The coding region runs from base 1 to 2394 and encodes 797 amino acids. The record is from RefSeq and is a predicted model, not a curated record. The transcript has a single exon. Gene Ontology annotation, molecular function: protein serine/threonine kinase activity; ATP binding. Lineage: Eukaryota; Viridiplantae; Streptophyta; Magnoliopsida; Vitales; Vitaceae.
AUGGAAGCUCUGCGUUUGCUUUUUCUCUUCCUGCUUGGACCUACAGUGGCUUUGGCACUAACCCAUAAGCUGCCAAGCUUGAAGCCUGGACUCUCCUUCUCUGUUGAGAAAGAAGGGCAGUUGCUGGUUUCACCAGAAGGGUCGUUCUCUAGUGGGUUCUACAGGGUGGGCACCAACGUCUAUUGCUAUGCAAUCUGGUUCACUAAUUCUGCUGAAAAGACUGUGGUUUGGAUGGCCAACAGAGACCGGCCGGUUAACGGGAAAGGGUCCAGACUCACUCUCCACAGAAAAGGCAACCUGGUAUUGACUGAUGCGGAUGGUUCGAUCGUAUGGUCCACAGACACAUUCUCAGAUGGAGAGGUGGAAGUUCAGCUUCUUGAAACUGGAAAUUUGGUGCUCAUCAACCAGGCAAAGGAGGUCAUCUGGGAGAGUUUUGAUUUCCCCACUGACACUCUCCUUCCAACACAGCCGCUUACCAGAAACACAAGCCUGGUCUCUAUGAGGAGUCGAGAUACAUUUUCGUCUGGAUUUUAUAGGUUCCAAUUUGACGACAAUAACUUACUAAAUCUUGUUUAUGAUGGGCCUGUAGUUUCGAGUGUCUACUGGCCUUUAACCGUCUUCUUUAGCCGCAGAACACCCUAUAAUAGUACCAAAAUUGCAGCUCUAAACAACAUGGGAAGGUUCAGAUCCAGUGACAAUCUGAAGUUCAAUGCCUCUGACUAUGGGGUUGGUCCGAAAAGGCGGCUAACGUUAGAUUAUGAUGGAAUCCUGAGACUGUACAGCCUAGAUGAAUUGACAGGGAUAUGGGAAAUAGCAUGGUUGCCUAGUGGUGUGGAUGCUUGCCUGGUUCAUGGGUUGUGUGGCGAGUAUGGUGUUUGCAGGUACAAUCCACUGCCUUCUUGUGCUUGCCCUGAUGGUUUCGACCGCAACGAUCCCUCAGACUGGACUAAAGGCUGCUCCCCCUCCUUCAAUAUGAGUUGUGCUCCAGCUGAAUUGGGUUUCAUGGAGCUUCUCCACACAGAUUACUUUGGAUAUGACUUGAACAGCUACAAUAUUGGUAUCAGUUUGGAAGCAUGUAAGAAUGCCUGCUUGAAUGAUUGCACAUGCAAGGGUUUUGGAUAUGCACUGGAUGGACAAGGACAGUGUUACCCAAAAAGAUAUCUCCUUAAUGGAUAUCAUAUGGCCGACACCGCCAUGAUCAUGCACAUAAAGGUUCCAAAAGGAAUCAUGGCCUCUCAGGCCGGAGGAGAAAAGCUCAGAACCUAUGAUCAGCUCAACUGUUCUACCCCAGAAAUUGUUCUUCGCAAUAUAAAUGCUGGUGCGGAAAAUCCCAAUAAAAACUGGUAUAUGAAAUAUCUGAUUUCAUUCGCGGGUUCUGUUGCAGUCAUUGAAAUAGUUUUCAUUGGUUUAGGGUGGUGGUUUGUUUUCAGAAAGCGCAUUCGUGAGGAACUGGUGAAUAUGGGAUACAUAGUCCUAGCCAUGGGCUUCAAACACUUCACUUUUGGAGAACUGAAGAGGGCAACUAGGAACUUCAGAGAAGAGAUUGGAAGGGGGGGCUUUGGGACAGUCUACAAAGGGGUUCUAGAUGAUAAGAGAAUCGUUGCAGUCAAGAGACUGGAAGGGAUAAUUCUGCAGGGAGACUCAGAAUUCUGGGCGGAGGUGAGCAUCAUAGGGAAGAUCAAUCACAGGAACUUGGUGAAAAUGUGGGGCUUCUGCGCCGAGAAUGACCACAAGCUCCUGGUCUACGAGUACCUGGAGAAUGGUUCCUUGGAUAAAAUCCUAUUCUCAGCUGAUUCGGCAAUGAGAUUGGGCUGGGAGCAGAGAUAUAACAUAGCCAUAGGGACGGCAAAGGGUCUGUCUUAUUUACAUGAAGAGUGCCUGGAGUGGGUUCUCCACUGUGAUGUGAAACCUCAGAACAUACUACUAGAUGAUCAUCUAGAACCCAAGGUGACAGACUUUGGCCUGUCAAAGCUUUUUAAAGACACAAACGAUAUGGGGUUUUCCAGAGUGAGGGGCACUAGAGGGUACCUGGCUCCAGAGUGGAUGAUAAACCUAAGAAUCAACGCAAAGGCAGAUGUGUACAGCUAUGGAGUUGUCCUGCUGGAACUGCUGACCGGAAAGAGGGCUUCUGGCUUCAAUUUGGCUACCGCAGAAGGGAGUGGGCACAGCCAGAUGGUACAAUGGUUUAGGCUGAAGAUCCAAGAACAAGAGCUUGAAGAAGUGAUUGAUCCUAGACUGGAAAAGAGAUGCCACAAAAAGGAGGUUCAGAGAAUGGUAAGGGUUGCUUUGCUGUGUGUGGAAGACGAUCGAGAUACAAGGCCAGCCAUGAGUAAGGUGGUGGAGCUUCUAGUUGGAGAGGAGGAGUUGGUGCCAAAUGAGGAGAUGACGGAUUGA